GGGAGCCCUCUCCAGGCAACCCAGUGCUGAUCGCCGGUGCCGGUGCUGCCGUUCCCCCUCCGUAGCGGGAGGCGAGGCUCCGAAGCAGCCCCCUCCUCCUGCUGGGCUCACCCGCCACCCCCUUCCCGGUGGACCUCUGGGCAUGAGCAACGAUGGCGGGCUGCAUCCCUGAGGAGAAAACUUACCGGCGCUUCCUGGAGCUGUUCCUGGGCGAGUUCCGCGGACCGUGCGGCGGCGGCGAGCCAGAGCCCGAACCCGAAUCCGAGCCCGAGCCUGAAGCGGAGCUGGUCGCGGCUGAGGCGGCCGAGGCUUCGGGGGAGGAACCGGGGGAGGACGCUGCGACAGGAGCCGUGGCCGAGGAGGGGGAGCAGGACCAAGACCCCGAGCCCGAAGAGGAGGCGGUGGAGGAGGAGGCGGCGGCCGAGGGCGAGGAGGAGGAGGUGGAGGAAGAAGCGGCGGCCCCGGGGCACUCGGCCGUGCCGCCGCCGCCGCAGCCCCAGCUGCCGCCGCUGCCCCCGCUCCCGCGGCCGCUGUCGGAGCGCAUCACCCGAGAGGAGGUGGAGGGCGAGAGCCUGGACCUGUGCCUGCAGCAGCUCUACAAAUAUAACUGCCCUUCCUUUCUGGCUGCUGCCUUAGCCAGGGCCACCUCAGAUGAAGUCCUCCAGAGUGACCUUUCUGCUCACUAUAUCCCGAAGGAGACGGAGGGCACAGAAGGGACUGUGGAGAUCGAGACAGUGAAACUGGCCCGCUCUGUCUUCAGCAAACUACACGAGAUGUGCUGCAGCUGGGUGAAGGACUUCCCUCUGCGCAGGCGGCCUCAGAUUUAUUAUGAAACGUCAAUCCAUGCCAUCAAAAACAUGCGAAGGAAAAUGGAGGACAAACACGUCUGCAUCCCUGACUUUAACAUGCUCUUCAACUUAGAGGACCAGGAGGAACAAGCUUACUUUGCAGUGUUUGAUGGCCACGGGGGAGUGGAUGCUGCCAUUUAUGCCUCCGUUCACCUACAUGUUAACUUAGUGCGCCAGGAGAUGUUCCCCCAUGAUCCUGCUGAGGCUCUGUGCCGGGCCUUCCGUGUCACGGAUGAGCGGUUUGUGCAGAAGGCAGCCAGGGAGAGCUUGCGAUGCGGGACCACAGGAGUAGUCACUUUUAUCAGAGGCAACAUGCUCCACGUGGCCUGGGUGGGCGAUUCCCAGGUUAUGCUUGUAAGAAAGGGCCAAGCUGUUGAACUAAUGAAACCACACAAACCAGACAGAGAGGAUGAAAAGCAGCGAAUUGAGGCCCUUGGAGGUUGUGUAGUUUGGUUUGGUGCCUGGAGGGUGAAUGGAAGUCUAUCAGUCUCCAGAGCUAUAGGAGAUGCUGAACAUAAGCCAUAUAUCUGUGGAGAUGCAGACUCUGCCUCAACUGUUCUGGAUGGGACUGAAGACUACCUCAUUCUGGCCUGUGAUGGCUUCUAUGAUACAGUGAACCCUGAUGAGGCAGUGAAGGUUGUAUCUGACCACCUGAAGGAGAAUAAUGGAGACAGCAGCAUGGUUGCCCACAAAUUAGUGGCAUCAGCUCGUGAUGCAGGGUCAAGUGAUAACAUCACUGUUAUUGUGGUUUUCCUGAGGGACAUGAACAAAGCUGUAAAUGUUAGUGAGGAAUCAGAUUGGACAGACAACUCUUUUCAAGGAGGGCAAGAAGAUGGUGGGGAUGAUAAGGAGAAUCAUGGAGAGUGCAAACGCCCUUGGCCUCAGCACCAGUGCUCAGCACCAGCCGAUCUAGGCUAUGAGGGGCGUGUGGAUUCAUUCACUGAUAGAACUAGCCUGAGCCCAGGGCCCCAAAUCAACGUGCUGGAAGAUCCAGACUACCUAGAUCUCACACAAAUAGAAGCAAGCAAACCUCACAGUACCCAAUUUUUGCCACCAGUUGAGAUGAUUGGUCCUGGUGCACCAAAGAAAGCAGAUCUUAAUGAGCUAAUAAUGGAGGAAAAAUCAGUCAAGUCUUCAUUGCCUGAACGGAGUGGUGCUGGAGAGUUUCUGGCUUCUUUUAAUUUGGGUUCAACAGGGCAACAGAUAUGCAGAAUGGAGAGCUUGUCUCCUGUCUGUUCUGGGUUGGAAAAUGAACAGUUCAAAUCCCUGGGGAAAACAGCGUCUAGAUUGUACCAUUUACGCCACCACUACUCCAAAAGGCAGCGUGCAUUCAGGUUUAAUCCAAAGUUUUAUUCAUUUCUUUCUGCUCAAGAGCCUUCUCACAAAAUAGGCAUUAGCCUCUCCUCACUUACUCGAAGUGGGAAGAGAAACAAGAUGUUAAGAAGUUCUUUGCCAUGGAGGGAAAAUAGCUGGGAAGGAUAUAGUGGAAACAUGAAGAUUAGAAAGUGUAACGAUAUUCCAUGCCCAGACCUUCCUUGGAGUUAUAAAAUAGAAGACUUUUCUUCAAUGUAGGCUAGCUAGCUCUCUCAAAAAAUACAACUAUAAGAGUAGAAACAAGGUAGACAUUUUUAACGUACAUGUGCUUCAUUAUGAAUCCAUUGAUGGCUCAAUCCUUAAAUGUACAUAGAUCUCUAGGAAAUUCAAAAUAGUGUUUUCAAUCUUAAGAAAAGUAUUGGCGGUUUCACUAGCAAACUCAUACAACUGGUCCCUGUGAUGUGUCUCUACCUACAUACAGCCCCCUCUCCACCAUCCCUUCACGUCACUAGUGGAAGCUUGAAAGUUAUUCCAGUCAGAAUAUAUGGUAUGGAAAUCGCAAGUAUCUGGUCUGAUGUGCCUAAUCUAAAGGAAACAGUGCAGAAUUAAAUUUUGGGGGGAAAUGCUCCUCAAGAUCCCGGGGACCAUGAAGCAUUCCUCCCCAGUUGUUUGGGUGAAUGAAAGAUUAAAGCCACACAGGUCUUAACUGCUGAUCAAGGACUCAGUGACCAGUACCAAAGUGUCAUAUUCUCAGACUUGGGAGGCAGUAUGCAGUAAGAUAACUUGUUCAUUUUUCAUAGAAAAUGAAAAGCAACUAUGAAUAUAUUUAUGAAAAUAUUUCACAAGGUUUUAGUUAUCUGAGAGUUUCAUAACCUGUUAUGGUGCUGUUGGUGGAAUUUUGUUACUCAUUUUAGGAGACCUCUGUCAGCUGGCUGUAACCUAGGAUCCUGUUCUUCAUAGUACCUUCAUCUCAAGAAUAAAAGUGGUUUAAGAGAUGAUGUCAGGUACGACCGAAGACUCAAAUGCCAUUUAAAAGGAGUUGUGAAAAUAGCACUUCUAUAUUUUCUGCUUUUUUUUAAAGUUUACAGACAGCAAAGGCAUAUAUAACUAUAAUAUAAAAUGUAGUUUGAAUAAUGAAAAUGAUAGUUUUAACUUCUCUAAAAUUGUUUUCCCCAAGGGAAUGAAGUAAUUGGUAUAAAGGAGGCUGAGUGUGAACCCAGAGGCCACGUGCACAGGAGAAUGCAGAUUACUGAGGGCCAGGGCUGUUUAGUUAUAAGUGGAAGACGAGCCAGAGUCCAGCUACCCGCUUCAGACUACAGUGACAGGUCAUGUGCUUCUCAUUUCAAUACUUAUAGUUUAUAGUUUUGAAUCAUCUACUUUUUGCCAUUUCUACAGUUUCAAACCAGAAACAUGUCUUCACCGAAAGACAGCAAAAACGCUCUUCGAUUUGUCCAGUGAGGCAGCCUGGUUUAUCUCAGUCAUGAAUGUUCCCAUGUUCCCUACCCCAUCCCCCAUGAGCUAGCCAGGCCAACAGGCAGGAGCAGCCGCUGGAGCGACUGCUCGCACAGUGGAGGCGCCACUAAAGGUUCCUGCUGAGGCACGGCCACCCCAAUCAUAUUCUGUGGAACUCCACAAUUCAUGUUGCUUUCUCCAGACCCACAGAGGAUUAAGAUCCUCAAAUUCCAGAGACAUAGAUGACUAACAUAUCACAGGUAUUGGCAGAGCUACAUCAAACCAUUAAAGACCAAAACCCAGCUUCUCUUCAGCAAUGGUCAAACUAUUAACCUACAGCUUUUAUUUUUCAAAAUGUGAGUCUAAGUGGAGGUUUCCAGUAUUUGUUUUUUGUUGACCUUGGAGUCAUUUAUUCUUCUCUUAGUCUCGUGACCGCUGAGAAGGAAUGAAUAUGGCUCCACCUCAACAGUAUUAGGACUUCAUCAUCUUUCUGAUGCUUGCCCCAUCAAUGGACCAGUCUGUCAUGUCUGUCAUUUUUUGAAGCCCAGAUCAUGCUGACAACCCAUCAGGUGCAGGGCCAGUUUCAAACCAAAUUUCUAAAGAAAAAAAAAAAAAAAAAAAAGCCAGGCAGCAGACAACAGGUGUACAUCAUAUCCCAAAAUAGCUAAGUACAUUUAGAAGAAUUUCUGUGGUUAUCUAUUAGUAAUGUUUUUGAUCAGAAUAAGGAGAAAAAAAAAAUGAGGUGAUAGGUUUUUGAUUAGUGAGGUAAAAAAAUGAGUGGAUGAAGCUAGGGCAAACAGACCCAUUUGGAUUUUGUAGGUCUGACUACACAGCAGUGUUAACUCCAUUUCUCAUAUCAUUAGCUCUCUAGAAAAUAGAGAAAAGUACUCCUAGUGUGGUCAAGUUAAUAAACCAAUAUUGUAAAAACUAACUCAUUUGUUCACAAUGUGCGUAUUUAUAAGGUAGUUAGGUACCAUUUGUACGGUAAGUCCUUUAACAUUCUAUAAUAUUAAAGUAGUGGUUAUUGGCCUGAUACAUGCUGCUGUUGGUUCUAUAAACCAGACGAGAAGCAGUGCUUUGUGAAAUGCAGUGUUAAACCUUAAUGCCACUGGUGAUAGGAAGUAGUUCCCUUCAAUUCAAAUCCUCUGCCCUUAUUUGCUGCUUGCUAAUGUAAGCAAUAAGUAACCCUCUAACUAAUGGUAUCUAUACAUUUCUGUAACUUAUAUUUAAUGAUGGUGUAUCUGGUGACUGUAAAAAUAUUAGACAGAUAUAAAGUAUCUAUAUAAUAUAUAUUAACUGUAAAUGCUGAGGUAUAGUCUGUGAAUUAUGUGUUUUGUACCUCUAUUUCAUUGUGCAAUUUAGUGGUGGUGAAAGUUCAACACUCGAUCCUUAGAGUGGCAGUAUCCCUUUUUCAUUACCAUGAUCUGCAUCAUUUUGUUUGCUUGCUAAACCAGUUUUGUUAUAGUAGGAAAUAGCAAAACAAAUAUAGACAAGAAAGUGUAGUAUCUGAUAGGAAAGCAGACUUCAAGUCACCAACUGAGGUUACUAUUCCUUGUACAUUCACUGUGAGUCUCAAAGGGCAUCAGUCCCUAAUUUCAAAGGUUUCCUUUUUCACUUUUUUUAGGUAUGUACAUUGGAAAGAUAUCUGAGUUUGGCAACAUUACAGCACCAAACACUGGAGCUAUUAAUUUUAUUUAUGUCUGUACAACAGAGGUCAGACAGAAAAACAUGUAUAUACUUUUUCUUUACCUACAAGUGCCAUCCAUUGUCCUUGAAGUAAUACAAUUAGAGUCCAUGUUGCAUUUAAUUUAAGUAGGAGGCACCUUGAAAGUAACAUCUUUUCAAAGGACAAUGUCAGUAACGUCAACACAAAGUCUACUCCUGACCACAUUUAUAGUGGUCCAGCGUCGACACUGCAUUCUCAUGACCACCACACUCCACUGCUAGAACACUGUGCCAGUAGGAAGUGCAACAUCCAGGGGGCAGAUGAACAGGAUGCAGUUCAGUGUUGCAGAGAAGCGGCUUGCUUCAUGUACUUCCUCCCCAUCAAAGGCUUACUGAGGCUUUGUGAGAAAAGGGCCAGAUGAUUUUAAGUUUUCAACCAUUUGCUCACUCAGUGAGCUUUUUCACCUAAGGCUACAAAAGAGGAUACUACAGUUUUGUUGAAUCUUUGGAAAAACUUUUCUUUGGGUCACAAAUUACUAAAAGAUUUUUUUACCUUUCAAAAACAGGAUAAAAGACAAAACCCCCACUCUUCUGUUUUGAUCUAUACAAAGAUGGUUGUUUCUUUAAAACAAACAAUACGCCAGUAUUAUACAGACAAAUAGUACUGAUUUAAAAAAAAAAAACCAACCCACUGUUGCAUCCUCCAGCAGCAUUUGGUCUAGUUAAGCCUGUUUAUUACAUUAACUAGAAACCUGAGCAAGGGCAGGGAGUCCAGUGACCCAGCAGUCGCUCUUGAAAAGGAACUACUCUAUUAUCUUUGAUGUAUUAGAUAAUGCAGAUACAUCAUUGUAAUCUCUCUAGGUGCUCUGUGGUGAGAGACAAGCU
Messenger RNA from Peromyscus maniculatus bairdii (prairie deer mouse), 6164 nucleotides. It is a transcript of the gene Ppm1e, whose product is annotated as protein phosphatase, Mg2+/Mn2+ dependent 1E. Gene Ontology annotation, molecular function: protein serine/threonine phosphatase activity; cation binding. Gene Ontology annotation, biological process: protein dephosphorylation; negative regulation of protein kinase activity. The record is from RefSeq and is a predicted model, not a curated record. Lineage: Eukaryota; Metazoa; Chordata; Mammalia; Rodentia; Cricetidae. Gene Ontology annotation, cellular component: nucleus.